ACGGUAGUGAGAGAACAACUGACUGCGGAAGGACAUCCAUUACCUUCAGAAGUUACCAUAGCAUAUAAUUUUGAAACAAACUCAAUAGAUUUUAAAGUCGUCUCUGCAAAGAAGUCAGGUUUUACAUUUAAUGAAGCAGAUGUAUAUUCGAAUGAAAACUUCAAAGCUAUUGCAUGGUUAGAUAAUGACGAUUGCUUUAAGAAAAUAUUUAAAUUCAGUGACUCAAAGAUGUCAAUAGAUGACCUUCGUGGAAUGUUACCAUCGACGUUUACAGUUGAAGGUUCAGCAGGAUUGCUUACAAGAUUGUCAAUUGGUGGUAUUUGGUCUCGUGAGAACAUUGUUAUAAAAUCCAGUAUAAGUGAAUUUGCUGAAGAAUCUAUAUUAUGUCUUUCAAACUACAUGUAUUCGCCACCGAAGCAUUAUAGUAUAACAAACUUUGUCAGUAAGUUUAACAUAAGACUUGUCGAACCUUCUUCAAUGAAAGAUGUUGUGCUACCUAAAGAUGGAAAGGAUGGACUCAUUAUUGAGAUGAUUUUAAUUGCAUAUUAA
Messenger RNA from Trichomonas vaginalis G3, 549 nucleotides. RefSeq lists its product as uncharacterized. The record is from RefSeq and is a predicted model, not a curated record. NCBI's taxonomy places the organism in Eukaryota, Parabasalia, Trichomonadida, Trichomonadidae. The annotation marks the transcript as partial. The transcript has a single exon.